Molecule: messenger RNA, 2437 nt
Organism: Mercurialis annua (annual mercury)
Lineage: Eukaryota; Viridiplantae; Streptophyta; Magnoliopsida; Malpighiales; Euphorbiaceae
Product: protein NRT1/ PTR FAMILY 3.1-like
Exons: 4
Coding region: 72-1835 (587 amino acids)
Biological process (GO): transmembrane transport
Cellular component (GO): plasma membrane
Molecular function (GO): transmembrane transporter activity
Source: RefSeq, a predicted model, not a curated record
GCUAUUAAAAUUCUCUAUAUAUACUCUAAUGUAUCAUCACUCAAUCACUACACAAACGAAACAACAAAAGUAUGGAGGUGGGCAGCAAUGGUAGUGCUGUGAAAGCGGAGGAGAACACAAAGUGUAAAGAUGUGAAGGCAAGCAAAGUUGGUGGCAUCAAAACAAUGCCAUUCAUUCUUGCAAAUGAAAUAUGCGACAGAUUUGCAGCGACAGGAUUCCAUGCUAAUAUGAUAACCUAUUUGACCGACCAAUUGAAUUUGCCACUAGUGAAGGCCUCUAAUACCCUCUCCAACUUUGCUGGAACAGCCAGCUUCACACCGCUCAUCGGAGCUUUGAUCGCCGACUCCUUUGCCGGCCGCUUCUGGACCAUCACCAUCGGUUCCAUCAUCUACGAACUGGGAAUGAUAAGCAUUACUAUAUCAGCAGUGGUACCAUCACUACGGCCAGCUGCAUGUAGAGAUGGAGUGAAUUGCGAGGAGGCUUCAAAUCUUCAGCUAUGGGUUCUUUACAUGUCUCUUCUUCUAACAUCUCUCGGCACCGGUGGCAUUAGGCCCUGUGUGGUAACGUUUGCAGCUGACCAAAUAGACAUGAAAAAAUCGAGCGUGGAAUCCCGGAGUUGGAAUUUUUUCAAUUGGUACUAUUUUAUCAUGGGAAUGGCCACUCUCACUGCACUCACAGUCGUUGUUUAUAUCCAAGAUAAUGUUGGGUGGGGCUGGGGGCUGGGCAUCCCAACUAUAGCCAUGGCCGUGUCCGUACUGGUUUUCGUGUUUGGCUCCCCUCUUUAUGUGAAGUUGAAACCCGGAGGCAGCCCCCUUGUUAGAUUGGCCCAAGUGGUUGUUGCUGCUUUCAACAGCAGGAAACUUAAACUUAAUGAUCCUCCCCAUUUGUAUCACAAUCACGAGCUCGAUGCGAAUAUUUCUGUCACUGGAAGGCUCGUACACACCCAGCAAUUCAAAUGGCUUGACAAAGCGGCCAUAGUAAGAGAAGGUGAUUUGAAUCUUUGGAAGGUAGCCACAGUGCAUAGAGUUGAAGAGCUGAAAUCAAUCAUCAGAAUGCUGCCCAUUUGGGCUGCGGGAAUCUUACUCGUAACUUCUUCCUCACAUAUCCAUAGCUUUGUCAUCCAACAAGCUCGCACUAUGGAUCGCCACUUCGCUCAUCAUUCCUUUGAAAUCCCACCGGCUUCCUUAUCCGUCUUCAGUGUUCUCACCAUGCUAACAGGCCUCGUCCUCUACGAGCGCCUUUUCGUGCCACUGGUUCGUAGAUUCACCGCCAACCCGUCAGGAAUCACUUGCCUACAAAGAAUGGGCGUAGGGUUUUUGGUUAACAUAAUCGCGACUGUGGUUUCCGCAGUAGUCGAAAGCAAGCGAAAAUCCGUGGCAGCCCAUCACAACUUACUGGAUGAUCCUAAAGCCAUUAUUCCAAUAAGUGUGUUCUGGCUAGUUCCUCAAUACUGUCUCCAUGGAAUAGCCGAAGUUUUCAUGUCUGUCGGGCACUUAGAGUUUCUGUAUGAUCAGUCCCCUGAAAGCAUGAGAAGCACAGCUGUGGCACUCUACUGGAUUGCCAUUUCUAUUGGAAACUAUUUGGGUACAGCUUUGGUGACGCUAGUGCAUGAUUAUACAGGCAAGGAUAACAAUUGGCUGCCUGAUAGGAAUCUUAACAGGGGGAAGCUGGAUUACUAUUAUUGGCUAAUCACAGGAAUUCAAGUUGUAAAUCUUGUUUAUUAUGUAAUCUGUGCUUCCCUUUAUACAUGCAAACCCUUGGAAGAAGAAAUUCCAUAUACAAAUGGAGAUAAAGAGAUGGAGCAUGCUGAAAAUCAGCAACUUAUCAUUGUUUAAUGGUCUAAUGUCUUAAAGAACUCCGACCUUUUAGCCCUUUUUCAAUCAUACCCUGACGUUGAAAAUUUGUCAAUUUUACCCUAUUUUGCAUUUUUGUGUUUCAAUUGUACCCUAAAAAAUUAAAUUAACGUCAUUUUCGUUUGGAAAUUUGUUUAAAACAUUCUCCAUGUCUAGCAUAUAUUAAUUGUACGUUUUUAAAAUUUAUUUAAAUUUAGUUAAAUUAAUUAAGAAUUUAAGUUAGUGUUAAUAUGAUUAUGGGUUUUAGUUAGUUUUUAAAAAUAAAGGACUUAUUUGUACUUUUUUGAAUAAAAAAAAAUUUAAUUUCAUGUUUGAACUUAGUUAAUUGAAUGAUUUCAUCAUUUAAGUUAAACAAUUAACAAAAAUUAAAAAAUUGGGGUACAAUUGAAAACGGAAAAUUCAAAAGUGGGUAAAAUUGACAAAUUUUCAACGUCGGGGUGGAAUUGAAAAAAAAAUUAAAGGUGAGGGUUUUUUGAAUGAUUAGACCUUGUUUAAUUAUGAAAUUUCUAUGUCUUCUCAUGCGCCUAAUUUUAACAGUCAAUUAAUUUAAAUAUUAAUACUAUUCCUCUUUAACUUUUUUAUAA